Phytophthora megakarya is the source of this 1110-nucleotide messenger RNA. Lineage: Eukaryota; Oomycota; Peronosporomycetes; Peronosporales; Peronosporaceae. The record is from the annotation of a GenBank genome assembly.
AUGCAGGGGAAACACCCUUUCCAGAUCAUAGCCAUGGAUCACAUAUCAUCCUUGCCAAAGUCGAAGAAAGGGAACACAGAACUGUUGAUAUGGGUGGAUUUAUUCACAGGCUACGUGGUCACUAAAGCUAACAACUCGAGAACCGCGCAGUCGAUUGAGGAGGCAUACGAGGAGAGUGUGUUCAGAUCUUUCGGUGCCUGGGAAGUGAUCCGCCAUGAUCGUGAGCCUGCCUUGAUGGCUGACGUCUACCGAGCGUUCAAUCGGAUCCUUGGUCAGAAGCAGAAGGCUACAGUGGCCUACAGGCCUCAAGCCAACGGCAAGGCCGAGCGAAUGGUUCAAACAGUCACACGGGCGGUCAAGAUGUACGUCCAAGACGAGGGCAAACAUGACUGGGACGAGUAUGUAGAGCGGGAUACAACUUGCUAUCUACGGCGUGGAUGGGAUCCCAAGACCACGUUAGAGGCACCACUUCAAGCGGGCAACACUGGACACCGAGAUGCGAAUCCUCGCCGAUGGAGGUACAAGAUCCAACGCCACUAUCAGCAAGGCAGAUCCGAGGUGAACGCCCGUCUGAAGAAGGCGAUCGCAGAUAGAGCAGAACAGCACAAUGAAGGAGUGGAUCCUCACCCAAUUGCGGCAGGAUCCCAGAAGUUGGCGCAUCAAUGGCAUGGCCCUUUCCGCGUGUCAGAGCUAGUGGGAGAUUACGCCGCUCGGCCGGAAACCAAGGGGACGGACUACCAUCUCUUCCCGGUGGUGCACGAGUCGAAGCUGAAGCCGGUGAAGACUUUCCCGGAUCGCCCCACGGAGGAUCUGACUGUCGAUGAGUCGAAUCACCUGGAUUUCGACGAGACCCUGUUGCCUGAAGACAGCUGGGAUCGCGAACUUGACGAUGAUGAAUAUGAGGUCGAGAGGAUCCUGGAUAUGCGUUCAGGUCGUAAGAUCCGAUAUGGACGGACUCUGCGGGAGUUCCAGGUGAAAUGGGUCGGAUAUGAUCAGCCCACCUGGGUUGACGAAGUGGAUCUGAACUGUGGUGCCCUGAUGGCGGAGUUCCUGAGAGACCGAUCCAAGAGGAACCGUUUUCAAGCGAUGCAAUCGCACGAUGAGGCGUAG